Messenger RNA from Pyricularia grisea, 1036 nucleotides. RefSeq lists its product as uncharacterized. Gene Ontology annotation, molecular function: peptidase inhibitor activity; phospholipid binding. Gene Ontology annotation, biological process: regulation of proteolysis; regulation of Ras protein signal transduction. The record is from RefSeq and is a predicted model, not a curated record. The transcript is spliced from 3 exons. NCBI's taxonomy places the organism in Eukaryota, Fungi, Ascomycota, Sordariomycetes, Magnaporthales, Pyriculariaceae. The coding region runs from base 49 to 894 and encodes 281 amino acids.
GCAAGACGAAAAAAAAAAAGAAAAGAAAAAGAAAAGAAAAGAACAAGCAUGAGGGCUUUAGGCUGCAUAGCCUUCGCGGCGGCGAUGAUGCCGGUAGUGGCAAACAUCCCACCUAGCGAGUUCAACUUUCCAAGCGUCAACAACGACACGGUGCUAACUGUUGCCUACAACUUCAAUGGGAACACCACCGUCGUUGAGCCCGGUACCAUGUUUGGCGGGAAUAUCGCCCGAAACCAACCCCAGCUGGCCGUGGACCCGACCAAGUUCCGGUCACUCGCAGACUAUACCGGGCAAUACGUCGUCAUCAUGAUCGACCCAGAUGCGCCGUCCCCAGACAACCCAAUAAGGCGGUCGAUCCUGCACUGGUUGGGGUUGGGCAUGGCGCAGACGCUGGGAGGUGGGAGCGGCAGGAUUUCGGGACAGAGGACGUUGACCAACUCGACACCGGCGACGGUACCCUACGCGGCGCCGGGCCCGCCACCGUCGUCGUCGGCGCAUCGUUACUUCUUCUACAUCUGGCAACAGCCGCCCGGCUUUCAGGUCCCUUCGAGCUUCAACCCAAACAACCGCGCCAACUUUGACAUCGAGAACUUUGUGCGCGAAACAAACCUGGGGGCCCCGGCUGCGGCGAACUACAUAUAUGUCUCACGCCAGGACAGCGUCCCAAUGACUUUCAUUGCCUCCCCCGGAUCCGAGUACCCUGGCGGCAACGGAAACGCCGUAUUUCCCAGGAAAGGGGACGGCAAUGGCAACGGCAACGGUAAUGGCAAUGGUAAUGGAGAGGGAAAUAACGGAAACAACCCUGACGAGGGCGCUGCAUCUCAGGGCAUCCAAAUGUCCUAUGUUGCUGCGUUGAUUUCCCUCAUGGCCACGGGCCUGGCCUACUUGGUUUAAACUGCUCUUAGGCGAGUUUUCUUUUUUGUCCAGGGCCUAUUUUCUGUUAAUAAUACCUCUUUAGCGACAUUCACAGGACCAAUAUUAGUCCAAAUCAAGAAGUUGUUAAUGUCUUGAGUCUAAUUUUUGUAACUUAUUGACG